This is a messenger RNA of Cherax quadricarinatus, 1239 nucleotides long. RefSeq names its product zinc finger C4H2 domain-containing protein. The record is from RefSeq and is a predicted model, not a curated record. NCBI's taxonomy places the organism in Eukaryota, Metazoa, Arthropoda, Malacostraca, Decapoda, Parastacidae. Gene Ontology annotation, biological process: positive regulation of neuron differentiation. Gene Ontology annotation, cellular component: nucleus.
CUGGUGGAGUUGUUUACCAAACAUGUCUGGAGGGAUGGCUGACGAGAGAGACCGGGCAGUUUAUAUGAAAUUAGAGGCUCUUAAGGACAUUAGGGCUAAAGUUGUAGCAGUGGAGAGGCUGCGAGGCAGAUUAGCUCAAGAAGUGGAAGUGGUGCAGGCAGAGGAAGCCAGCCUUGCUGAGUACAGGGCCGAGAUGGAGCUGCUGCUGCAAGAGAAGAUGGCCCAUGUGGAAGAACUGCGGCAAAUUCAUGCUGACAUCAAUGCAAUGGAAAGCAUUAUAAAAUCAGCAGAAGACCUGCGCAAUAAAAGUCUAGAGCAUGCAAGGCGACUCUAUGACGAGUACCAUCCCCUCAAACAGGAGGCCAGCCGUUUAGCCUCACAACAGCUGGGACACGACUUCAGUUUACCAAAUCUAGCAGCUGAGGAUGACCCUGUGCCGCCAGAUUUCUUUGAGAAAGCAGGGGUAGAGUGGAACAUGGAUCAUGAUGAUCUUCGUGGUGGGAGUUUGAGUUUAUCUUCACUUGGUGCCAUGAGUGCCCCACCUUCCUUCCUGUCCCCAUCCGCUCCCUUGCCUGCACCUCUUCGAGCAACUCCUCAUAAAGCAGAUCAACGACCUCUACCUCCUCCUCCAGGGCCACCCACUCCAGCUUUCAGGCAACAACCACCCCCCAUGAAGUCCUGCCUUAGCUGUCACCAACAGAUUCACCGCAAUGCUCCUAUUUGCCCGCUGUGCAAGGCUAAAUCACGUUCACGCAACCCCAAGAAACCCAAAAAGAAAGAUUAAUGGUGACAGAUAUAUUCCCAGUUUUUCUGGAUGCAAUACUUUAUCUGACAGAAAUCUCUCAAUCAGCAUUGGAAUAAGUUUUCCAAUGUUGAUACUGCCAAGGUGUAUUUUGUAUAUGCUGCUUACUUUCUGUUACUGUUCUCUCAGUACCUUUCACAGUGUAAUAUAAAUAGUCCACUUACUAUGUAGAAAUUUGGACCCCUCUCUUCUAAUCUUAGUCCUUACCUGGAGGAAAUCUUGUUAGGAUUGAUCUUAGAUUCUCUAACCACUUUGGUUUAUCUGAUAGAGAAAACAUCCCUGCUUGCCUUGCAAACCAAAAUAGUAAUAAUUUUUUUUUUCCAAAAUAUAUAAAUGGCAUUAUAUCGAUAGCCUUUCACAAUUUAGUUUUGGUAUUCUGAAUAGAUGUUGAUGCCCAGCAAGCCUUUUAACAUAUUUUUUUGUGAAAGCUUUCAGAA